GGCAAGUCAGACAUGAGCAUGUGGCAAAGUGGCACUUACUUGCUCUGGAGCGGUGCCACUUGUUGAUUCAUCAGCGUCCCAGUCCAAAUACAAAGGCAGCAAGCGGAAAGACAAGACAGAACGGCGCAAAGUGUCAAAUUCGUGAAGACAAAACCAAUCCAAAUGUGAGCCGUACCUCCAAGGAGUCACUUGGAGCCAGAAUACUGCAGGCGCUGGAUGAUGAAUUGGACAGAGGGGAAAAAGGGGGCCGGUCCAACCUGUCGCUUGGCCGCGCCCCUUGAUUUUUAAAGGGCCUCGCGCGCGGCGAGUCGAGCCACAGCUCCGGUCCGCCAGCCAUCCUCCCAAGACGUCUCCCUGAAGACAACAGACAGGCGGACAUCAGCAGCGCUUGACUGAUCCGAAUCCAGCAUGAAUGUGAGCAUGUGGAGCGACGACAUCUUUUGGCUGGACCAACUGGCUCCUCUUGAGCUCCGUCCCACUCGGGCAAAAUCUCAAGACCCCUUCGACGAGACGAGCGGGACGCCACGUCUCUGCUACGCAUCUCCCGCCGCCAAACGGAGCGGCCGUCCAGCCAAGCGAGCCCGGGUGGAAGAUAUCCUGAACUGUUCGCCUGUUAGCGAGAAGAAACAAGACCCGGUCCAGAGAGCGGAGGGAAGCCGGAAGCCGGCUCUGUGGUCAACUCUUCCGGAAGAGCCGCGGCCAGCGUGGAACGGCUCUCCCCGUGCAAACUUAAGGGGUGGCGACUCCACAAGUGGCACAAAGUCAGGCAACUUUUCACUCGAGCCGGAAAAAGCAAUGGCCGACGUUUUCAAGUACCAACUCUCCAGAGCCGUGAGUCACAGCGUCGACUCGCUUUUCAAAAGCAUGCCGCUCAUACGGGUGGCCGACGGGUCUUCGAGGGCUCCGCGCCGGGUGCUCGACGUUCAAACCGAGGCGCUGUCUCUGGUGGUACGAGGACCUCGAGAGGAAGCGUCAAAGUCGCUCAAAGUCCGAUCCGGGGCGGAGUCCGGAUCGACUGAGGUGCCGAGUGUUUGCUUCCCGCGCGUCAAGAUGGAGUCAAGCGGCCUUCUCAAGAAUCAUCGUUACAGCCUCAACGUAUCCUUCCAUAGGUGGGGCCUUUGGCUCACCUGUAUAGCCCAAAAUGUUGAAGCAAGCCGCAUAGAGGGUUUGACCACGCGGCAUCUGAAAAAAGCCAAGCUGAUGUUCUUCUACGCGCGCUAUCCCAGCUCGCCGGUGCUGAAGAUGUGUUUCCACGAUGUGCAGUUCACACGCUGCAUCGGCUCCCAGCUCAUCAAGUGGUUCAGUAACUUCCGCGAGUUCUACUACAUCCAGAUGGAGAAGUUUGCGCGGCGCGCCGUGGCGGAGGGGCCGGCCGACGCGGUGGCGCUGUCUGUGGGCAGAGAGUCGCAACUUUUCAGAGCCCUCAACGUGCACUACAACAAAGGCGGCGACUUCCAGGUCCCCAAUGGCUUCCUCCAGGUGGCAGAGAUUACACUGCGGCAAUUCUACACUGCCAUUUCCGCGGGAAAGGACCGAGAACCGUCCUGGAAGAAGGCCAUCUACAAGGUCAUCUGUAAACUGGACGCCGACGUCCCGGCCCUGUUCAAGACUUAGGGCUGACGUCUGCUUUGCCACAACGGCGACGUGGGCUUACUCGAGCGAAUAUGACACCCAAACGGUAUGGGUCCGUCCCCAUGUCACUUUUUCGCCACCUGCUGUCGACUAAAAAUGACAUCAGAGAUGCCGGGUCUCGACAACCAAUCGCGACUCGGCUUCGCAAAACCGGUGAGCCGUGAUUGGUUGGCAACUGCAAUGUCAUUUUCAGUCCACGGCCAGGGGCAAAAUGGCUGCCGCCCCGCGGAGACCAUUUUUUCUUGUUAAAUUCAUCUUCCAGAACACUCUUUCCACUAGUUGGGCUGCACAGAACAUAUUGCACCGAUUUAUUUUUCCCCUUUAAGGUUGACAUGUUUUUUGUAAUAAUGACAAAUACAUUCAGAUACAUUUGUAAUGUUUCAAGCAUAUUAAAUCAACAUGAUUUGGGAGGGUCAAUGUUUUUACCAAAUCCAUGUGACA
Molecule: messenger RNA, 2073 nt
Organism: Syngnathus typhle (broad-nosed pipefish)
Lineage: Eukaryota; Metazoa; Chordata; Actinopteri; Syngnathiformes; Syngnathidae
Exons: 6
Coding region: 409-1614 (401 amino acids)
Biological process (GO): regulation of transcription by RNA polymerase II
Cellular component (GO): nucleus
Molecular function (GO): RNA polymerase II cis-regulatory region sequence-specific DNA binding; DNA-binding transcription factor activity, RNA polymerase II-specific
Source: RefSeq, a predicted model, not a curated record